This is a messenger RNA of Cajanus cajan (pigeon pea), 1007 nucleotides long. RefSeq names its product DUF2996 family protein. The record is from RefSeq and is a predicted model, not a curated record. NCBI's taxonomy places the organism in Eukaryota, Viridiplantae, Streptophyta, Magnoliopsida, Fabales, Fabaceae.
UUCUUAAAUAGAUAGAUAGAAGAAAAGGCAUCAAAACCAGUGGUACAUAUUAUCUCAAGCACCAUGUGGAUCAGAGGGUUCUUUCAUUUUGUUCCUCCCACGCAUAUUUUUCACUAAAACCAUUAACAAACCAGUGACAGAAAAAAAAAUGGUUGGUGACUAAAUAGAAAAAAAAAAAAAAUAAGAGAACACAAUCAAAGCACUAAGAGUGGAAGAAUGCAAAUGGCAAUUUUGUUAAGGGGAGGAGCACUUGGAGAUUCUACCUUUCGUUUGUGUUCAUUACCAUCAACUUCUUCUUUGCAUGUCUCCCAGAAUGUUGCCAUACCCACCUCAUCAUCAUCACCAAUACUACCUUUGAUUGCAAGUAAAUUUAAAACAGCCAGCAGAAACAGAAUCACCUGCUCUGCUGUUCAAGAAUCAUCUCCUAGCACAGCAGCUACUACUACUGAAACAAAGGAGGAGGUAAAGGAAGCUACAGAAGCUCCAAAAGCUGCACCAGCAAAGAAACCUCCUGCUAAAGCUCCAGUUAAGCCUCUGCCCCAGAUGAUGGAAGAGGAUGUGAUCCCUGCACUCAAAGAAAUAUUUGAAGCCCAAGAAGAUUUCUCCAAUAUUGAGCUCAUUUUCAAGGACAAUAAGUUGGAAGGUUCAUUUUUGAAGAAAGGCAACCCCUAUACAUUUUGGGCAUUCUUUCCCACAGGAAAUGUCACUGGUCCAAAGGGGUUUUCUUUGUCAUCGUAUAACGCAGGAGCAAGCACUGUCGAGCCAUUUCUUAUUGAUGAAAAGAAGAUUACAGCAAAACACAUAAUCUUCUGGGUUGAAAAACGUUUGGCAGCACAGGGGAUCAUUCCAGUAUGGAAAGAUUAAUCUCUUAAAAAAUGAAAUUAUACUUUGGUUGCUAAUGAUGUACAAUACAAUUCAAUAUUCUCUGCGUUCCUUUCAUUAAUGACUAUGAUAUACAUAGUAAUUGUGUUGAUCAUUGUGUCAAUGUAAUAGAAAAUUUAGUUCAU